Molecule: messenger RNA, 453 nt
Organism: Drosophila bipectinata
Lineage: Eukaryota; Metazoa; Arthropoda; Insecta; Diptera; Drosophilidae
Product: larval cuticle protein 65Ag1-like
Cellular component (GO): chitin-based extracellular matrix
Molecular function (GO): structural constituent of chitin-based larval cuticle
Source: RefSeq, a predicted model, not a curated record
CCCAACAAUCCAACCAUGAAGUUCCUGAUCGUUUUCGUCGCCCUCUUCGCCCUGGCCGUAGCUGCCCCUACCAAUGAAGCUCAGAUCCUGAGGUCGGAGUCUGAUGUCGGACCUGAGAGCUUCAAAUACGACUGGGAGACCAGCGAUGGUCAGGCUGCUCAGGCUGCAGGACAGCUGAAGAACAUUGGAUCCGAGAAUGAGGCCAUUUCCGUCCAAGGAUCCUACCGCUUUGUGGCUGAUGACGGCCAGACCUACGAGGUGACUUACAUCGCCGAUGAGAACGGAUUCCAGCCCCAGGGCGCCCAUCUGCCCGUUGCCCCCCAGGCUUAAGUUAUCCAUGGCGAAAUGAUAUUUCAGUCCCAGGCGAAUAUAGCCACUUCCCCUUACCCAUUCCCCAAAAACCUAAGUCAAAAAAUAUUAUUUGUUAAAAAAUAAAGCAAAAUUAGAAUAUUA